AUGACCAUCAUGUCAGGACUCGCUAGGAAGGCUUACGGAAACGCUCCAUUAUCUAUAUUGGUUGUCGCAGUUGCUGCGGGGGUCGGACUGGGUGGAUACAUGCUAGGCAACAGCUUAACAAGAGACCCAACCAUCGUCUACAGCAAUAAACGAGAAAACCCUCAUCCGUUCGCAAAAUUGCCACAAACUACCAAUAUCAAAUUGUAUGCAGUAAAUCAGAAAUUCGAAGGACAAGCUGCCGAGGCUCGCAAACGUCCUGAAUUCUAA
Synchytrium microbalum is the source of this 267-nucleotide messenger RNA. RefSeq lists its product as uncharacterized. The transcript is spliced from 5 exons. The record is from RefSeq and is a predicted model, not a curated record. NCBI's taxonomy places the organism in Eukaryota, Fungi, Chytridiomycota, Chytridiomycetes, Synchytriales, Synchytriaceae. Bases 1 to 267 code for a protein of 88 amino acids.